Molecule: messenger RNA, 770 nt
Organism: Uranotaenia lowii
Lineage: Eukaryota; Metazoa; Arthropoda; Insecta; Diptera; Culicidae
Exons: 4
Coding region: 14-565 (183 amino acids)
Molecular function (GO): odorant binding
Source: RefSeq, a predicted model, not a curated record
UCCAACUUCAACUAUGGCCAGUAUCAUUUAUAGGGUGCUUUUUCUACUUUCGAUCUCAACUUCACUCUAUUCGAUUGUUUACACACUUGAAUGUUUAACCCCGGAAGAACAUGCUCAAGGAGUGAAAAAGUGCUGUCUUAUACCGAAUCCAUUCGACGUUAUCCAAACACCGGAAAUGGUCGGAUCAAUCGAAAAGUGCGUAUCGGAAUUCGGAGAACUAAAAGGCGAACGGAAGAGGAUGUGCACCUACCACUGCCAAACGUCGCUGCUGCAAUUGGUGAAUAAAACAGCGGUAAACAGGGCAAAAUUUCUUAAUAUGAUCAAGAGCGCCAUCGUCGUCGGUGGGAAAGCCCGGGAGGAAGUGAUGGCCAUUGCCACCGAAUGUCUAAACCAAGCUCCCAUGAUGGCCAGAGCGAUCACGAAUCACUCGUUGGGUUGCAAUCCCCUGGCCUACAUGCUGGACGAAUGCAUCAUGUCCGGCCUCUACUAUAACUGUCCGGAUGAGUUUUGGAAGAAAGACGAAAUCUGUGACCACAUCGCUGAGCGGUAUGCUGUGUGCAGUUGAAAUCAUCUUAACAGAACGCAGCAUUUUUUUACGGUCGCCAUGUGAUCACCAUCUGCAGCUAAAUUUACAUUGUUUUGAAAUCUGACAGAUAGUGGUGCUAUAAAGUAGAUGGGAAUUUCUUUCAAUUUCAAACUAUCAGAAUAAUAUUGUACAUACAUUUUAUUGUUUUAAUUGAUUUUACAAAUGAAACUAGUAUUCUUCAAUU